UGGACGCUUUAGAUUCGCGCUGCUCGGUCGGUGCCCUCCAUCCUUCCGCAGCCAGGCACUCAGAACACAGAAACGGACAGAGAGAGGCGGACUGGAGGAGUGCUUAGCCAAGAUGGGGAGAGACAUCGGGCACGAAAGAGCUAGAACAAUGAAAGGUGUCUGGUGAAAUAUUGUAUCCCACAUUUGAUGAACGUCUGGUGUAGAAGCUGAACCAGAGGAGAGCCCAGGUAGCAGCAGUAGCAACAGUUGCAGUGACAGCAGUAGUGGGGCUUUAGAUGCCCUCGUCCCAGCCUCAGUUCCUCCCCAGGCCCCUGCAGGAGGGAAGACAGAGGACAGCUCCUGCUCUGACUCAGGCAGCUCUGUAGACUCCAGCGAAGAGGAGGAGGAAGAGAAAGACCCUGCCAUGUUCUCUAACUUCUUAAGUGGGACAAACCCCCUCAGCUCCGUCUCUUCUGCUGUCAGAGGAGGUCUGUUUGGGGACAGUGCAGAGGGGGAAAAACAAAAAGCAGGCCCUCAGCAGUCUGGUAAUCAGGCCCAGGCUCCCCCUAAACAGGGUGGACUUCAGCUGCAGGGGAAUGGCCAGGCUGGUCAACCAUCUAAACCAUCUGGGCAGCAAGAGCCUGUUAAAGGUGGAGCCCAACAGCAAGGGCCUGUUAAAGGUGGAGCCCAACAGCAAGGGCCUGUUAAAGGUGGACCCCAACAGCAAGGGCCUGUUAAAGGUGGACCCCAACAGCAAGGGCCUGUUAAAGGUGGACCCCAACAGCAAGGGCCUGUUAAAGGUGGACCCCAACAGCAAGGGCCUGUUAAAGGUGGACCCCAACAGCAAGGGCCUGUUAAAGGUGGACCCCAACAGCAAGGGCCUGUUAAAGGUGGACCCCAACAGCAAGGGCCUGUUAAAGGUGGACCCCAACAGCAAGGGCCUGUUAAAGGUGGACCCCAACAGCAAGAGCCUGUUAAAGGUGGAGCCCAACAGCAAGGGCCUGUUAAAGGUGGACCCCAACAAGGUUCUCCUAAGGUUGGAGCUCAACAACAAGGUUCUCCUAAGGUUGAGGCUCAACAACAAGGUUCUCCUAAGGUUGGGGCUCAACAACAAGGUUCUCCUAAGGUUGGGGCUCAACAACAAGGUUCUCCUAAGGUUGGAGUUCAGCAACAAGGAUCACCUAAGAUUGGAGCUCAACAACAAAGUAAUAACGCUGGACUGAAACAGCAAACUUAUAAGGGACCACAGCAGCAAUCCACUGCGAUCCAUCAGCAGCAGGUUUCCCCCAGGACUACUCCCCAGCCGAAGGCAGUUGGUCAACCCCAGUCUAAGGCUGGACCUAUGGCUGAAGUCCUGUGUCCAGUGUGUAACACCAGGGAGCCACCUAACCAUAACACCUGCACACAGUGUAAGACUGUCGUCUGCAGCAGCUGUGGUUUCAGUCCUCCUGACUCAGGCGGUACCGAGUGGCUAUGUCUGACCUGCCAGAUGCAGAGAGCACUUGGAGGCUCUUAUACACCUGGACACCCCAAGAUGAAACCCCAACCGUCACCCAACAAAACCUCUACUCCUCCUGCACCCCAAAAGGAAUACACUCCAACACCAGGCUCCCCUCAGAGAAAGCCUGCCACAUCAGCAGCAGAGCGACCCAAGCCAGAUGUUGCUAACACAACAGACCCACAGAAACUGUCUAGUCCAAAGCCUGCUCAGAAGGCACCACAGGAGAACCAGAGAACAUCAGGGUCUCAGAAACCACAAGAGCAGCCAGGCCAACCUGGGCGUAAGCAAAGUAAUGCCAUAUCGUUCCCUCAGCAACAACCUCCAAAAGGUGGAUCCUCUCCUGCCAAAGCUGUGCCACCACCACAGCCCCAGCCCCCCAAACCGGAAUCUGGAGGUUUAUUUGGAUUUGGUGGUUCUAAAUCUCAGCCGGCCCCCUCAAAACCUGAAGAAUCAGUGUCUGGGAAGAUGUUUGGCUUUGGUUCCUCCAUCUUCAGCUCAGCAUCAACUUUAAUCUCCUCAGCUGUUCAGGAUGAGCACCGCACCACGCCGUCAGCUUCCCCCAAGAUGUCUGCAGCAGCCCAGGCCUCUCCAAAGAUCCCCCCUGCAAAGGAGACCAAACCACCUGCUGCUCAGAAACCAGAGGAGAAGGCAGAUCCACCCCAGCAUACUAAGGUUCCCCCAUCAGUUCAGGCCAAGGUGCCUACAAAGGGAGCAGCAUCAUCCCAACCAGUUCCCAAAACAGACAAGUCCACCUGUCCACUCUGCAAGGUGGAACUCAACAUGGGUUCCAAGGACCCUCCCAACUACAACACCUGUACAGAGUGUAAGAAUACGGUCUGCAACCUCUGUGGAUUCAACCCCAUGCCACAUGAAACAGAGGUGAAGGAGUGGCUGUGUCUGAAUUGCCAGAUGAAAAGAAUGGAACCCCCCGGACCUCCUGUGAUUGAACCCCAACCCUCUCCCAACAAAGGUUCACUACCUCAGAAGGCAUCUGUCACAACUAUUGCUCCCCAAAAGAAAGACACUCCAACACCAGGCUCCCCUCAGAGAAAGCCUGCCACAUCAGCAGCUGAGCGACCCAAGCCAGAUGUUGCUAACACAACUGACCCACAGAAACUGUCUAGUCCAAAGCCUGCUCAGAAGGCACCACAGGAGAACCAGAGAACAUCAGGGUCUCAGAAACCACAAGAGCAGCCAGGCCAACCUGGGCGUAAGCAAAGUAAUGCCAUAUCGUUCCCUCAGCAACAACCUCCAAAAGGUGGAUCCUCUCCUGCCAAAGCUGUGCCACCACCACAGCCCCAGCCCCCCAAACCGGAAUCUGGAGGUUUAUUUGGAUUUGGUGGUUCUAAAUCUCAGCCGGCCCCCUCAAAACCUGAAGAAUCAGUGUCUGGGAAGAUGUUUGGCUUUGGUUCCUCCAUCUUCAGCUCAGCAUCAACUUUAAUCUCCUCAGCUGUUCAGGAUGAGCACCGCACCACGCCGUCAGCUUCCCCCAAGAUGUCUGCAGCAGCCCAGGCCUCUCCAAAGAUCCCCCCUGCAAAGGAGACCAAACCACCUGCUGCUCAGAAAGAAGAGGAGAAGAAAGCAGAGAAACCUCAGCAGACCAAGGUCCCCCCUCCAGGACAGGCCAAAGUGGAAAAAAUACCACCAGAGCCUCCAAAGGGGGCAGCACCAGUUCCCAAAUCAGACCAGUCCACCUGUCCACUCUGCAAGGUGGAACUCAAAAUGGGCUCCAAGGACCCUCCCAACUACAACACCUGUACAGAGUGUAAGAAUACGGUCUGCAACCUGUGUGGAUUCAACCCUAUGCCAAAUGCAACUGAGGUGAUGGAGUGGCUGUGUCUGAACUGUCAGAUGCAAAGAGCACUUGGAGUAAUAGAACCUCCAGGGCUGCCCAUGAUGAAACCUCAGGCUCCACCCAACAAAGUCUCUGCUCCUGCUGCUCCCCAAAAGAUAGGCACUCAAUCUCACUCUUCUCCGCAUAAAGUAGCCACUGAUCCAGCCUCACCCAGAAAGGAGCCAGUGAGUCUAGCCCCUAAGUCUGUCCCUUCAAAGCCUGAAGAAUCAGUGUCUGGGAAGAUGAUUGGCUUUGGUUCCUCCAUCUUCAACUCUGCAUCUACUGUAAUCACCUCAGCUGUUCAGGACGUGCCCCGCGUCACACCCCCAGUAUCUCCGAAAGUGUCGGCACCUGUUGCACCUCAAAAGAAGGAUACUCCCUCACCAGCUGGUGUUCGAAAAGGUGCAUCAACCCCAGUGUCACCCAAAAUAGAGUCCCAAACACCAGCCGCAUCCGUGAAGGAGGACCUCCCAAUGCCAGGCUUCUUUCAGAGAAAGCCAGAUUCCUCCGCAUUGACUUCAAAAGAGGACCAUAAACCUGUAGGCCCUCUAAAACCAGGAGAACCAUCAGGGUCUAAGCAGGGGAGUAUUGCACAACCACAGCAGACUCCUUCACAGGAGAAAACUCCACAAGUCCAGCCUCAGCAGACACUAGCAGAGACAAAGAAAGCAGGGCCAAAGACUCAGCAGCAACCUCCAAAAGUUGGGAUCUCUCCAGGGUCUGCUCAGAAGGUAGCACAGGAGAACCGGAGAUCAUCAGAACCUCAUGAAAAACCACAGCAGCUAAAUCAGCCUGGGCGUAGGCUGAGUAGUAACAUUCCAUCCACACAACCCCUCAAGCAAGAGUCUGGAGGCUUUUUAGGCUUUGGUGCUCCUAAAUCUCAGCCGGCCCCAUCAAAGACUGAAGAGUCAGUGUCUGGGAAGAUGUUUGGCUUUGGUUCCUCCAUCUUCAGUUCUGCGUCCACUUUAAUCUCUUCAGCUGUUCAGGAUGAGCACCGCGCCACACCGUCAGCUUCCCCCAAGAUGUCUGCAGCAGACGAGGCCUCUCCAAAGAUCCCCCCUACAAAGGAGACCAAACCACCUGCUGCUCAGAAACCAGAGGAGAAGGCAGAGCCACCCCAGCAUACCAAGGUCCUCCCAUCAGUUCAGGCCAAGUUUCCAGGAGAGCCUCCAAAUGGAGCAGCAUCCACCCAACCAGUUCCUAAAUCAGACCAGUCCACCUGUCCACUCUGCAAGGUGGAACUCAACAUGGACUCCAAGGACCCCCCCAACUACAACACCUGUACAGAGUGUAAGAAUACGGUCUGCAACCUCUGUGGAUUCAACCCCAUGCCACAUGAAACAGAGCAGGUGGAGUGGCUGUGUCUGAACUGUCAGAUGCAAAGAGCACUUGGAGGAGGACCCUCCAUGAUGAAACUGUCUCCCAACAAAGUGUCUGCAUCUGAAAUGGUCACUCCUACCCCCAGUGCAGCCAAAAAGGACAUUGCAACACUAGCUGCAUCUGCAAAGAAAGACAGUCCAACCCCAGGCUCUCCUCAAAGUAAACCAGUCACCCCAUUUGAAAUAUCCAAAGCUGAAGCUGCUAAAGCAGCAGAUACUGAAGUGCAGGCAAGCCCAGCGCCUGCUAAAACAGCACCUACAGAGAACCAGAGAACAUCAGAAUCUCAGAAACUACAACAGCAGCCCAGCCCUGGGCGUAGGCAGAGCAGUGCCUUCCCAGCUACAAAUCAACCCCCAAAGCAUGAGUCAGGGGGCUUAUUUGGCUUUGGUAUUCCCAAAUCUCAGUCUACAACCUCCAAGCCUGAAGAGUCAGUAUCUGGGAAAAUGUUUGGCUUUGGUUCCUCCAUUUUCAGCUCUGCAUCCACUUUGAUCACCUCAACUGUUCAGGAUGAAGCCUUCCACACAACACCAACUCCUCCCAAGGUGUCCUCACCUGUUAUACCGAAACAAAAGGAGGCUACCAUACUAGAUGGCGCCCAAAAAGUGGUCACUAUACCAGCCUCACCCAAAAAAGAUCCAGAGACCCAAGCUUCAAUGAAAGAGACCCCUACCACAGGCACAUCACGGGAACAUGGGGCUUCUCCGGCAGUGACUUCACAGCAGUACCAGAAACCUGUGGGAAAAACAACUCCACAACAGAAGACUCUACAACAACACGGUGAGCCUCCACAGCCCCCAGUCCAUGCACCAAAAGCUGAGCUUGCAAAGCCGCAGCAACAGCUUCGUAAAGGCGGGACCUCUCCUGUAAAACCUGUGCCACCACCACAGGUGCAGCCCCCGAAGCAGUCAGGGGGCUUCUUUGGAUUUGGUGGUCCUAAAUCCCAGCCAGCCACCUCAAAGCCUGACGAGUCAGUGUCUGGCAAGAUGUUUGGCUUUGGUUCCUCCAUCUUCAGCUCUGCAUCCACUUUGAUCUCCUCAGCUGUUCAGGAUGAGCACCGCACCACACCGCCAUCUUCCCCCAAGGUGUCUGCAGCAGCUCAGUCUUCGCCAAAGAUCCCCCCUGCAAAAGAGACCAAACCACCUGCUGCUCAUACAGCAGAGAAGAAGGCAGAACAACCCCAGCAGACCAAUGUCCCACCAACAGUUCAGGACAAAGUGGAUAAGCUUUCAUCAGAGCCUCCAAAGGAUUCAGCAUCCUCCCAACCAGUUUCCAAAACAGAAAAGUCCUCCUGUCCACUCUGCAAGGUGGAGCUCAACAUGGGUUCCAAGGACCCUCCCAACUACAACACCUGUACCGAGUGUAAGAAUACGGUCUGCAACCUCUGUGGAUUCAACCCCAUGCCUCAUGAAACAGAGGUAACGGAGUGGCUGUGUCUAAACUGCCAGAUGCAGAGAGCGCUUGGAAGAAUGGAACCCCUGGGAAAUUCUGCAAUGAAACUGUCACCCAACAAAACAUCUGCACCGCAACCAUUUGUUGUAACACCUGCUGCAUCUGUGAAGAAAGACUGUCCAACCCCAGGCUAUUCUCAAAGUAAAGCAGCUCCUUCUGCAGCUGAAAUAUCAAAGGCAGGACCUGCUAAUGAAUUAGACAGUCAAAAGCUAGCAAACCCAGCACCUCCUCAGAAAACAACACUGGAGAACCGGAGAACAUCUGAACCACAGAAACCACAACAGCCAUCCAGCCCUGGACAUAUGCUGAGUAGCACCAACCCAGCCAAACAGCAAACCCCCAAGCUAGAGUCAGGAGGCUUAUUUGGCUUUGGUGGUCCUAAAUCUCAGCCGGCCCCCUCAAAGCCUGAUGGGUCAGUGCCUGGGAAGAUGCUUGGUUUUGGUUCAGCAAUAUUCAGCUCUGCAUCCACUGUGAUUACUUCAGCUGUUCAGGAUGAGCACCGCACUACACCGCCAGCUUCACCCAAUAUGACUAGAGCUGCGCAGGCCUCUCCUAAGAUCCCACCUGCAAAGGAGACCAAACACCCUGCUGAAGCAGAAAAGAAAGCAGAGCAAUACCAUCAGUCCACAUUUUCCCCAUUGCAGGACAAAGUUGAAAAAAUACCAUCAGAGCAUCCAAAUGGAGCAGCAUCCUCCCAACCAGUUCCCAAAACAGACAAGUCCAACUGUCCACUCUGCAAGGUGGAACUUAACAUGGGUUCCAAGGACCCUCCCAACUACAACACCUGUACCGAAUGCAAGAACACUGUCUGCAAUCUCUGUGGAUUUAACCCUAUGCCCAAUGUUACAGAGCUGAAGGAAUGGCUGUGUUUGAACUGUCAGAUGCAUAGAUCGCAUGGUGUAAUGGAACUCUCAGGACCUCCCAUGAUGAAAUACAAAGACCCGCUUAACAAAGAUGCUACACAUUAUACACAUCAAAAACACACUCCCACAGCUGCGACAACUAAAAAGGACACCCUCACACUCCAAAAAGAGGAGACAACUGUUCGUGCUGCUCCACAAAUGGACAGUCAAUUACCAGCCUCUUCCAAAAUGUUAUCACAAAGUCAACAUGAUUUUACACCACCAGAUCUGUCCAAAACUGGUGAAUUCCGAAUGCCAGAUUUACUUGUCCACAACGUUUCUGCCACUCCCCAUACCAAGGAGGAACCAACUCCGGCCUCCCCUCUCAUCAAUGAAGCACCACCUUCACCUUUUGUCAAGGAGGACCCAACUCCUGCCUCCACUGUAACCAACACUGAACCAAGUCUUAUGUCCACUCUCACAAAAGAGCAACCAACUCCAGCCUCACCUCUCAUCCAAGGGUCACAAACUUCUGCCUCCCCUCUAAUCAAGGAGGCCUCAACUACAGGUUUUACACUCCCUAAGACGCCUGUGUUACCUCUCACCAAAGAGGCAGUAGCCUCAGCCCCGACCUCAUCCCAGAAGCAGAAUGAACCUAUACUGGCAGGGACACCACACAGAAAAGAGGCCUCAACAUCAGAUUCAACAGAAGAUAGAGAGGCUGUGCAAUCAGAAGAAGGUUUACAACAGAAGAAAGGAGCACCAUCUUUGGCGGCAUUAGAGACUAAAGAGGGGAAACCUCUAGUUCCAACACAAAGCAAACAGUCACCCAUUCUAGAGUCAGCCAAAACAAAAGAGACAACAACAGUUAUUACUCCAUUGGAAAAUAUCUCACUUGACAAACAGAAACCUGAUGUUUUCCAAAAGUCGGUGGAACAAACAGACACAUGUACAACCAAGCAGAAAGAGGCUGUUCAACAAUUUCAGGAUCCAGAAAAGCUGUCUACAAAGGCUCUGCCACAAGUACAGCCCCUUAAAUCUCCAAACCAUGACCCUAACAUCUCUCCCCCAAAGCAGGAGUCUGAGAAACCAACUAGUCCAGCCAUUGCUACUAAGGCACCACAGAAUCGUAGAACAUCAGAACCACAGAAUCCUCCACAGCAGCCCAAUCAGCCUGGACGUAGGCAGAGCAGUGCCAUCCCAGCCACCAAACAACCUAUAAAGCAAGAGUCAGGAGGCUUAUUUGGAUUUGGUGGUCCCAAAUCUCAGUCUACACCAUCAAAGCCUGAGGAGUCAGUGUCUGGGAAGAUGUUUGGCUUUAGUUCCUCGAUCUUCAGCUCUGCAACCACUUUCAUGACCUCAGCUGCCCAAGACAAGCCUUGUACCACACCACCAACUUCCCCAAAGGUUUCUGCAGCAAACAAGGACUCUCCAAAGAUCCCCUCUGCAAAGGAGAUCAAACCACCUGCUCUUCAAAAAGCAGAAAAGCAUGUGGAGCAACAGAAGGCCAAGGUCCUCAGACCAGUAGAGGCCAAAGAGGACACACAACCAUCAGAGCCUGAAAAGGCAGCCUCCUCCUCACAACCAGCUCCCAAAUCAAACCAGUCCACAUGUCCACUCUGUAAAAUGGAAUUCAACAUUGGCUCAAAGGAACUUCCGAACUACAACACCUGUACCGAAUGCAAGAACACUGUCUGCAACCUCUGUGGAUUCAACCCCAUGCCGAAUGUUACAGAGGUGAAGGAGUGGUUGUGUCUAAAUUGCCAGAUGCAGAGAGCACUUGGAGGAGUGGAACCCCCAGAUCCGUCCAUGAUAAAACCACAGCCAAGCAAAGUCUCCACCCAAGCUUGUCAUGAAAAUGAGGCCCCUACUUCAGCACUGCCCAUAAAAGAGCCAGGCUAUGAGCCUUCCUCCAAAAAGCCGGCAGAGUCAGUGUCUGGGAAGAUGUUAGGCAUUGGCUCCUCUAUAUUCAGCUCUGCAUCCACUGUAAUCACCUCAGCUGUUCAAGAAAAGCCUCAGACCACACCACCAGCAUCCCCCAAAGUGUCUUCACCUGUUGCACCUCAACAGAAGGAGAUUCCCAAACCUGAUAGUUUCCCAAAAGUGACCCCUAAAAUGGCCUCACCCAAAAAGGAGCCAGUAACUGCUGCUUCAGUUAAAGAGAAUACUGCAGUGCCAGGCUUACCACAAAGGGAGGUUUCUUCAGCAGUGGCAUCACAGCAGGACCAAAAGCCAGUGGAUGAACCAACUCCAAAACCUGCCCAACCACCUCCACAGCAGAAGACUCUACAACAAGGCAAGCCUCUGCAGUCCCCAGCAGUGGCACCAAAUGUCAAGCCUGCAGAUUCUCAGCAACAGCUUCCUAAAGGUGGGACCUCUCCUGCCAAAACUGCACCUUCUCCACUUACACAGCCCCCCAAGCAUGAGUCAGGAGGCUUCUUUGGCUUUGGUGGUCCUAAAUCCCAGCCUGCCUCAUCCAAACCUGAAGAGUCUGUGUCUGGGAAGAUGUUUGGCUUUGGGACCUCCAUCUUCAGCUCGGCAUCCACUUUAAUCACCUCAGCUGUUCAGGACCAGCCCCGUACCACACCACCGGCUUCACCGAAGGUUUCUGCUUCUGUUUCACCUCCACACAAGAAGACUCCUACACCUGCUGGUUUCCAACAAACGGCACCUACAACAGCCUCACCAAAAAAGGAGGCAAUGACACCUGAAACCGUGAAAGAAAACCCAGCACCAUCCCUGAAUAAAGAUGUAACUCCGGCUGUGGCUUCACACCAGAACCAGAAGCCAAUGGACAAACCAACUUCAAACCUUGUCCAAUCACCUCUUUUACAAAAGAUUCCACAACAACAAGGAAAGCUUGAGCAGCCCUCAGCAGGAUCACCAAAAUCAGAGCCUGAUUUAUCAAAUGCUAAAGCUGCUAAUGCAGCAGGCCCUGAAACACAAGCCAGCCCAGUGUCUGAUCAAAAAGCACCCUUGGAGAACCGACGAACAUCAGAACCACUGAAACCACUACAGGAAAUCAAGCCUGUGCGUAGGCUGAGCAGUGCCAUCCCAGCCACCAAGCAACCUAUAAAGCAAGAGUCAGGAGGCUUAUUUGGAUUUGGUGGUCCCAAAUCUCAGUCUACACCAUCAAAGCCUGAGGAGUCAGUGUCUGGGAAGAUGUUUGGCUUUGGUUCCUCCAUCUUCAGCUCUGCAUCCACUUUGAUCUCCUCAGCUGUUCAAGACGAGCACCGCACCACACCGCCAUCUUCCCCCAAGGUGUCUACUGCAGCCCAGGCCUCUCCAAAGAUCCCCCUUGCAAAGGAGACCAAACCACCUGCUGCUCAUAAAGAAGAGAAGAAAGCAGAGCAACCUCAGCAGACCAAGCCCCCUAGAUCAGUUCAGGUAAAAAUGGAGAAGGUCCCCUCAGAGCCUCCUAAGGGAGCAGCAUCCUCUCAAGCAGUUCCCAAAGCUGGCCAGUCCACCUGUCCACUCUGCAAGGUGGAACUCAACAUGGAUUUGAAGGAAACUCCCAACUACAACACCUGUACCGAAUGCAAGAACACUGUCUGCAACCUUUGUGGAUUCAACCCCAUGACCAAUGAAACAGAGACGGAAUGGCUGUGUCUGAACUGCCAAACUCAAAGGGCUCUCUCGGGACAACUGGCAGAAAUGGAGAUGGCCCAACCAGAACCCAUCCAAACCCUACCAAAAACACUCCUUGCAAUGACAUCCACAAAGUUAAAGCCCCAGCUUCCAACAGCAGCUACAAUCACGACCCAAACACUGCCCAAAGCUCAGCCCCCAUCCCAGACAGUUCCUCUUACCUCAGAGCCAACUCUGUAUACACCAAAUGAUCUGGUGCCUAACGUGGAAGUCCCCAAAGUGAGCAUUUCCAAGAAAGAGGCAGCAAAAAUUGAACUUUCUGUGUCAGAUUUUCCUACGACUGAGUUGCCAAAAUCUGUACCACCUAAAACAGAACAACCCGUUACAGAAGCUGCAGCAGUAACUGCUCCUUUUGCCUCUGUCCAGGUGACUGAAGGCAUGACUGCCCAUGCUUCUUUAUCAACCACAGUGGUUACUGCCAUUGCAAUUACUCCAGCCACUGUGAAGGAGAAUUCAGAGGCCAAGGUUCAAUCAGCAAAGCUAUCUAAAUCAGCAGAGGGGAAGGUUGAGAAAGACAUACAGGGGAAGGUUGAGAAAGAAGCAGAGGAUAAGUUUGAGAAAGAAACAGAAAAGAUGGUUGAAAAAGCAAAAGAGAAGAAAGUUGACCAAGCAGCUGAAGAGAUUGAGAGGCUGACUCCACAACCUGCCCCAACAGCUGCUAAUGUCAUGGAAGUGGUCACACCAUUGGUUGAAAAGAUGGAUUAUGUCCUUUCUGAUCCUCAGAAGACUCUCCCUGAGGUGACUGUGAAGGAGAAGGUGGAAGACCAGACCUCAGCCUCCCUGCUAGUGGACCAGGUAGUAGUGGAUAUACCAUCCAUCCCAGUCAGUCCAUUUGAGGGGGACACAAAGACCGGGGACCAUAGUCCUCAGGAUGGACCAGACAUACUUCCUAUCUCACAGGGCUCCUAUGCCUCAGAGGAGGAGCUGAAGGAAGUCAAGACACUCAGAGAUGUUCUGGUGAUGGACACAACCCCUGAAACAGCAAUGCCCGCCAAGGAGGAAGUGAACGGGGAGAAGAGACGGCUGAGUUACAUUCCGAUGGAGGAGAGCAGCGGAAGUGAGCCCUCUCCCUCACCUCAGCUCCAGAGGCGAAGAUUAAGUGCAAUAGCAGUCAGCACAGCAGCCUCAUCCAGCAGCGAGGACUACAAAGCAGACAGCCCUACAGACAGCCCUUCCGAUAGCCCUGAGUCAUUCGUGGAUGAGGAAGAGUUCAUCCGCAGGCAGAUCAUUGGGAUGACAGGAGAGGAGGAGAUGUCUCUUUCAGAGGAGGAGGAAGAAAUCAAAGAAAAAGAGACCAAGGAGGCUGAGGUAGACUACGCAUCAGCCAAAGCUAUGCCCCUGCUAAAGAAAGACAGUAUGGAUAAUGAAGACAACACAGGCAGGAUACCCUCUCUCCCAGGGUCUGAGCCCAAAACCACUAGGGAAAGUGCUGAGCUCACUGAGCACACCACUGUAUAUAAGAAAGCCAUGCCAAUGACGAGGCAAAGAACAAAGAGCACGGAUGGGGACGCUGAGGUAGAGAGCAUCACAGAUUCCCUGGACAGGUCCAAAGGUGAAGGGUCAUCCAGCGUCCAGGUGUCUAGCUUCACCCCUGGAACCUCCCCCACCUCAGCCUCUUCUCUGGAAGAGGACAGUGAUAGCAGCCCAACCCACAAGAGAAGUAGUGAGGGGAAACAACACCGCAAGGCCAAGCACAGGCAGUCUGGCCAGCCCAUAUCCACUAUUGAGGACUCUUCAGAGGAGGAGGAGUUCAGGGAAGAGGAUGAUCAUAUCAGGGAGAAGGAGAAACAGUUGGACCAGCAGCAGGUUAAGAGGAGCUCCAAGAAGUCCAAGAGGGAUAAAGAUGAGCUGCGAGUUCAGAGGAGACUAGAUCACUCUCCAAUCUCACCCAGUAAUCUGUCUCCCAUUGAAGAUGCCUCACCCACUGAAGAGGCAAAGCCGGCUCAGGAGUUUCAUAGGACAUCAGGCUCUGACUAUUCUCCUAGCAUGGAGUCUGAUUCCGAUGCCUUCCACACAGAAGCCAGGAUAGCUGUCCCAAAGAAAAUAAAGUUCAGUACUGCAAAGCCACUAAAGAGUGCAGAGGAAGCAUAUGAAGAGAUGCUUCAGAAAGCUAGAUCUCCUAAAAAAGAGACGGUGCCAGUCCCUGAGAUAGAGCCACUGUAUGAUGGUAUGGCCAUAGAAGACUACCUCUACGAGUCUCUAGUGGAGGAGCCUGAAGCGGAACAUAGUUCCACCCAACUGGAGCAGCCCCAAAAAGACCCUGCUAAAGAGCCAGGGAAGAUAGGUUUGAGGUCUCCUGAAGAGGUGUAUGAGGAGAUGAUUCAGAAGAAGGAACUUAUGUUGAUAGAGCAGGAGUUUAAGAAGGCUAUGGACAUUGGUAAUCCUCAGAUACAUGUGACAGCACCAUCUUCUGCUGCAGCUGAGUGCUGCAAAGUAGGUGAGGCAGAAGGAGAAAAGCCUAUGUUAGAUGCUGAUUCUACAUAUGUGAAGAGAAAGAAACGUCCAGCUCCACCACGGCCAUCUGAACCUCCAAAACGUCCUGACGUAGACAUUGCCAAGCCAAAAGUUCUUCAAGACAUGGUAUUGAGGAGAGCUCUUUACCCUAUUCCGGAUUUGAAGAUCACACAGUGUUCCUCUGGAGAGGACGAGACGGAUGAAAGUAUAAUAGAGGAGUAUGGAGUAGGAGUGUCCUCUGAUAUUACCCCUAGUGAUGAGUCUGAAACUAAAGAGGUAGAGUACCUUCCAGGUUCUAAGCAUAUACCAAUAACAGAGGCAGCUGACAUUGAACCCAUAACUAUGGUGUCUGAAGUUCUGCUGGUUAAAGCUACUCCAAUUCCUGCCUCUGCGCCUGAGACAGUUUUAGCCCCCAGUAUGACCACAACACCAUCAUCCGUAUCUCCAGUAUCACCACCCACCUCACCAGCAACACCAGUCAGUCCAGCUUCAAAUGCUACAUCCUCUUCCUCAUUCCAAGCCAAAAGCCCUCUCUCUUCUGACUCUACUCCAAUCACUACUCCGACACCAGAUCUGGCCAAAGCAGAAGCACCCUUUGGUUCUCAGUCUAUUGCUAUCUCACCACCUUCUAUCGCUCCCAUUAUGGUUGUUUCUCCAACAACAGUUUUGGUCACUGUCCCAGAUCUAGUUACAGAUCCAAAUCAAGCACCAACACCAGCGACAACUACAACCGAUGCUACUUCUGAAGCCCAAGCCACAGCCCCUGCCCCAGUGGUGGUACAGAUAUCAGAUCCAGUAGUUAUCCAAAUGCCAGACCUGGUUACAUCCCCAUCCCAGAUAUCUGUUCAGGGUCCACCAUCUGUGCAGGUCACGGCACCAACUCCAAUACCAAGCCCAGUAGCAUCUCAAUUACCUUCCCCAGUUCCAGUUGUUCCCAGUGCAGUGCCAACUCCGGCUCCUGUCCCUGCUCCAAUUACUGCCCCAGCUCCAGUUGUGGUCCAAAUGCCAGACCUUGUUACUACCACCUCUGUGGUUUCACACCAAGCCCAAGCUCCUGGCCCAGCUACAGUUCUGAAUUCAGUGCCUGUCCGAGCUGCUGCUCCAUCUCCAACCCCAACUGUAGUCCCUGCUUCAGGGACACGGCGAAUCCAGAGACAAGCCUCCACCAAAAAGAAACCACCUCCUCCUCCACCUCGCUCUACAUCAGUCUCCCUGCCCCAGACCUCAGCAGAGCCUACCUCAAUCAGGGCCAUUCAACAUGUCUCACCGACAAUGACGACCACUACAGGCAUGGGAAUAGGUCUGAAUGGGCAGCCCAUACAGUCUUUGGUAGUGGAUAUACAGCCACAUGUGGAGCAGGUCUGUCCAGAGGGUGGGCCUAUCCCUCAGGUCAUGAUGACCCCGACCAGACAAGAGCAUGUGGUCAUUGUAGUCCCAAAUGUGGAGAAUGUGUCUGUGCUCGGCCAGACAACCCGAGACCAGGUGGCAAACUCAGUGGCAAUGACUACCACCUCUGCUGGGGUUGAAGGCAUUAGUCAGAUGAUCACUGGGCCUGUAGUUGCGAGUGUUGCUCCUUUCCCGAUUGCUCCCCCUCUUCCUGCUGUGCUCAGCUCAGACAAAUGUAGACCUGCAGUAGAUACUCCACCUCCUACUACUCAUCCACCACCCCCUGCCACACUACCCAAGCCAGCUGUUUAUCCCAAGAAGCCAUCUGUUUCUAUCCUACCUUCUGUCCCAAUUGCAACUGUAACAACCACAGGCCACAGUCCAGUACAUAAAUCCUCUGCACCUCCUCCAGUCCCCCCCAAGCCUGUGUCCAUCCCUGCAGGGCUGGUGUUCAGUCACCGGCCUGGGGAAAGUGUGAAACCUCCAGUAGUUCCUACAGCCAGUCACACACUUCCCAGGGCCAGAGAAGUGCUUCCAAAUGACAGUGUAUCACAGCCAUUCACAGCAACAACACUGCCUAGGACCAGAGAACCUCCCAAUGCCCUGUCUCUGAGUUUAACCACCCCAGUUGAGUCUAAAAUGAGUGCUACCUCACCCAGGUCCCCUAUGUCUCCUAGGUAUGCCAAGUGUCUGGAGACAUAUGUGGUGAUUACGCUUCCCUCAGAGCCUAGCACACCCACAGAGGGUAUCACAGUCCAAGCACCUAUCAGGAGAGGGUCCAUCCCCUCCACUAAGCAGACAGGCCCAGAGGUAAGGACUACACCAUCAGAACAACCGUCACCCAUUGAAGCCUUCUCAGCCCAAGCAACUAUCAGGACAGCAUCAGUUCCCUCACUAAGGCAGCCACCACCAACUGCUGCAAUAGUACCAGUUGAAGCACCAACAGCCCCAGAGGCAGUUGCUGUUAAAGCUACAGGAAGGCCGCCUUCAAUACCAUCAGAUAUGCAGCCUCCACACGGUGUGGCUGAGGUGGUGACAGUUUCAGCAGGGUCAGAGACCCCUAUUCAGGUACACAGUGUCCCAGCUCCAGUCAAGAAACCAUAUAUACCGCCAACAGCCCAGCUAGGCCAAACAGUAUCUGAAGUAAUGACAGAGCCACAGGUUUCUGUAGAAAUGUCUAUACCUCAGGCAUCUGGAAGAAGGACCUCAAUACCAGCUGUACCUCAGCAGCCACAAUAUGUGGCAGAGGUAAUAGCUUUGCCAUCAGUGCAGGACAUACUUACAGAGGUGGUUUCAGUUGAUGACCUAGGUAAAAGAACAUCAAUACCAUUACAAAUGCAGCAACCACAAACCUUGACUGAGGUAUCAGGAAUGUACUCAGAUGCUAUACCCUCAACCAUGCAUCAGUCAUCAUCACUGAUAGAGGUGGUUUCAACAACGGCUGUUUCUAGAAGAGCAUCAAUACCAUCAGAAAUGCACCAACCACAAACCAUGACAGAAAUAUCCACAAUGCCCAUACAGCUGGAGUUACCUGAUGAAGCUGUCGUCAGCCAAGUUCACCUAGAAUCUACACCAUCAACCAUGCAUCAGUCACCAUCACUGAUAGAGGUGUUUUCAACUGACAUCAUGUCAAGAAGGACAUCAAUACCAUUAGAAAUGAAGCAACCACAGACCAUGGCUGAAGUAUCAGCAAUGUCCUUACAACAGGAGAUACCCAAUGAAGCUCUCUUCAGCCAGGUCCACCUGGAAGCUGUACCCUCAUCCGUGCAUCAGUCACCAUCACUAACAUUAAGAGAAUCAACACCAUCAGAGAUGCAGCAACCACAAACCAUGGCAGAGGUAUUUACAAUUCCUUCACAGCAGGAGAUACCUACUGAUGCUGUGACAGGCCAAGUCCGUGUAGAAUCUACACCUUCAGGCAUGCAUCAGUCACAAUCACUGAUAGAGGUGGUUUCAACUGAUGCCAUGUCUAGAACUGCAUCAAUUCCAUUAGACAUUCAGCAGCCACAAACCAUUCAAGAGAUAUCAGCAAUGUCUUUACAGCCGGAAAGACCAUCAAUUCCUUCAUCUUCACAGCAACAACAAGCAUUGACCGAAGUGAUAACUUUGCCUUUAGAGUAUGUAAUGCCUAUUGAGGCUAUAACGACUGAGGCUUUUACCACUAAAAGGACAUCCAUAUCCUCUGUAGGCCAACCAUACACAAUUGCCUACCCAUAUGAAACACCCAUCCAGGUGGUUACAACUGAGGCUAUUUCCACUACAAGACAAGCAUCAAUAACAAUGCAGCAGCCCCAAAGUAUGGCCCAGGUUAUCACAAUGCCUGCAGAGAUAGAGGGACCUUUAGAGACAUUUCAUACUGAAGUCCCAUACAGGAGAGAAUCUAUUACCUCUUUAGUGCAUCCGCAACAGGCAGUGUCAGAAGUCUUGACUUACUCAUCAGAGUAUGGUACCCCACUAGAGAUCAUUACAACUGAAGCCUAUGCCAGAAGAAUGUCAGUUCCCUCUGUCCAGCAGACUCCACAGGCCAUCACUGUGGCCCCAGUCACCAUCACCAGGAAAUUCCACCAGGAGUCAGUUGAGAGUCAGGAAAUUUGUGGGCCUGAGAAGGUGGUUUCCAGCCUUAGCCACGUGUACUCCACCUCUAUUUCCACCUCGGCCCAGCCCCCAGAAAGUCUGCCAAGCCUGGUCACUCAGGUUGUUACCACCGAGGUCCAGAGAACCACUGUGUCUGUGGUUCAUGAAAGGCUGCCUCAGGUUGCUGCCUCCAAUGCAGUGGCCAUCACAAUCCAACCAGACCUUGCUAAAGUUCAGCCCUCUCUAAAACAGAACGGGAAAACCUUCUCUGGUGAUGCCAUUGACCUCCGCACUAUUAAAGUAGGUGUGAAGAUGACCGAUUCAGGGAUGGACUUGACACCUCAGGAAUCAAGUCGCCAAUCCAUCUUUAGCGAUUCUAGAGGUCGACAUACAGCAGUGCAGCCAGAGAUAGUGAACCUCAGUGCUGAUAUCACCCCUUCAACGACGCUGUCUGUUGUCACUGGUAGCAUUACUAUCGUCACUUGCUCAGCCACCAUUUCCUCAUAUACCAACGAGCCAGCAGAAAAGCCAUUAGAUCUGCAGGGAUAUGUUUCCUCAAUGCCUCUCCCUCUCACUACAUACAAACCUUUUGAGCCUCUGGCACAGAUAGUGUACAGGCGGAUAGACUCUCCCCCUGUCGUCAAGACGGUAGCAGUUGUAGACACAGAGACACCAAUCAAUCUGUCAUAUGGAGCCACUGCAGUAGACAGCAGGCUUUCGGUGGCCAUGACCCCUGCUAUCACCAAUGGGGGGAUUAUGCCCUCAGAGCCGGCAGGGGCUGUUGAUCUGUCCACCUCGAGACCACUCAGGGCCAUGGUGGCUCUGUCCAGCACCAGCCCGGGUGUAGUGACUAAUGUUGUACAGGAUGAUGGGACACCUAUUGAUCUGACGUCUGGCAGAAGUGUAUGCUGUGAUGUCAUCUACAAGCUACCCUUCACAGGUAGCUGUAGGACAAAGCCACCGGUUAUUACCCAGCCUGACAACCGAUUUGGGUACCGAGACGACCACUACCAGUAUGAUCAUGCUGAGGUCUACAGCAUGAAGGGUAUGAACGGCAAGGCCAUGUCUGAGACCAACCUGGCUGAUGCAGAUCUGUUUCUCUAUGAUGGAAAGACUGGAUAUGACUGUAGUGGCGCCUCAGACAGCGCAAUCGACCUGACAGCGGGUAAUAUGUCAGCAGGUGAAGCACUUGACUACACCAGUAAAGCUGCUGGGGUGUAUACUGGGAUAUCCACUGCUCCAUAUUCCCAGGUCCCUACUUAUAGUGUCCUAAGAUCCUCAGAUGGAAUGGUGUACUCUUCCAUACCAGCCCCUGUUCCUUCUACAUAUGCCAUCACCACCCAGCCAGGGUCCAUCUUCAGCACCACCCUACCCCCUACCGGAACCCACCAGGAACAGCUAGCCCCAGCUCCACACCCCUAUGGUUUUACUCUCCCUACCGACCCUGGCCAACAGAUCAUCAGCAUGGAUACUAAGAACCUACUGCCCAGCGCUUUGGCCAACAUCAUGACAGGCUUUCCUGACCUAUACUCCGACCAGACUCUGGAGGCCAUUGCAGCGUCUCUUGAUGCCCUGGCUUUAUCACCCAUGUUUCCCGGCCUAGAGGAUAGCAAGAUAACACAAUACCAAAUGGAGCGGGAGUUUUUGCAGCUGGAGAAGCUGAAGCAGCUGUGUCUGGCUGAGGAGCUGGAGUGGGAAAGGCAGGAGAUCCAACGCUACCGGGAACAGGAGCAGAUUAUGGUGCAGAGAGAGCUGGAGGAGCUACAGGCUCUGAAACAGCAGCUCUUAAUGCAACAGGAAGAGGAGCACCGGGCACACCUUGUAGCUCAGCAGGAGACCUACAACCAGCAGAGGGAACAGCUAGAGCAGAUCCAACAGCUCCAGGUGCAGCUACAGCGCCAACUACAGGAGCACUACGGCACUACAGGAUCCUCAGACAACCUCCUAGAGGCACAGUAUGCAGGGGUAGGGGAUAACGGUCAAUACUGGCCUGUUAGGGAUGAAUCCAACACCUCGUCAUCUGUCACCCAGCUAGAAGGGGGGGUACAGUAUAUGACCAGCAGGGGGCAGAGAGACGGUGGUGGUCAGGACCAGCUGGCUCUCGGUAGGACACUACCACCAGGGCUGAAGCAACCAGGUGACCAGGGGUAUGGAACAGGGGUGGUAGGGAAGAGGAUAGUGGACAGUGGCGUCCAGACAGAUGAUGAGGACUCAUUAGACAGGGCGAAUGUGGGUAGAAGGAGGAGAAACAACAGAAGGGGUAUAGACAGCUGCAUUCAGACUGAUGACGAGGAGGACCAGGAGGAUGAGUGGGACGCGCCUGCCCGGUCGAGGCGGCGUGCCCGCUCAAACAAACACAGCAGUGACGGAAAACACAGCGGUUCUAAGGUGUCCAGCAUUGCCAUCCAGACUGUGGCAGAGAUCUCUGUCCAGACUGACCACUCCGGUAGCAUCAAGCGCCCUGGCAUCCAGAUGGACACCAAGGUGGAGAUCAUCAAACACAUCUCAGCCCCAGAGAACUCUCAGAGAGGAGGCAGUCUCAGCUGCCAGACAGACACAGAUCGAAGGCGCCACUCGCCAGUUAAGGCAGAUCUCGCCCCCAAGUCCCCCAAGGUGCUAUACUCUCCCGUGUCCCCACUCUCCCCUAGUAAAGCCAUGGAGGGAGGUCAGAAGAUGCUGACUGCUGACCUGUCUAGGUUUUCCUCCGGCUCUAGGAUGCUGAAGCCUGGACAGAAGUCUCUGUCGGACCCCAAGUCUCUCAGUCCCACGACAGAGGACAGGAUGAGCUACCACUACACAGACAUAUACUCUGGCCGGGGUUCUCCGUCAGGCACUGGAAAGAAGGUUAAGAGGACCCUUCCCAAGUCUCCGCCAGAGGAUGACCCUUUGACCGGCCCUUCGGGUUUCAGCACCAACUCAGCUCGUCGACGGCUUGGCCGUAACACCACCAUGGCCCGGGCCAAGAUCCUGCAGGACAUUGACAAGGAGCUGGACCUGGUGGAAAGGGAAUCGUCCAAGCUCCGCAGGAAACAGGCUGAGCUGGACGAGGAGGAAAAAGAGAUUGAUGCCAAGCUGAGGUACUUGGAAAUGGGAAUCAACCGUCGUAAGGAUGCCCUGCUGCAGGAGAGGGAGAAACGGGAGAGGGCCUACCUGCAGGGUGUUGCUGAGGAGAGAGACUACAUGUCAGACAGCGAGGUCAGCAACAUCAGGGAGACCAGAGGGGGCAGCCAUGGCCUGGAGAGACCCAGGACAGCUCCGCAGUCAGAGUUCGACCAGUUCAUCCCCCCUCAGACAGAAACUGACUCCCAGUACUCCACUCUGACUAGUCCCUAUUCCCACUAUGCCCAGUACGUCCCCCAGACCCAGGCCACCAGCCACUACCCCGAACAGACCCUGUACCAGCAGCAGGCACUCUACCAGCAGCAUCCCUACCAGAGUCAGUCAGUCUAUUCAUCUGUGUCCAGUCUGUCCUACCCCGAAGGCUCGCUCUCCCAUCAGCAAGCCCAGUCUUCAGGCUACCAGUCCAAAAACACCACAAACUAUGAGGUGAUUCGGAACCAGCCCAUGAUCAUCGUACCUUCCUCCUGCGAUGGGGGGUAUGGGGUCGGGAAGUACGGCAGCCUGGAACUUAGGAUGGGCCUGGAUGAGAGGAGCCUGGCCUACAGCCCCAUGUCCAGUAUCUCUACUGAGUCAUUCUAUGCUGACAUCGACCACCACAAUGCUAGGAACUAUGUUCUGAUAGAGGAUAUAGAGCAGCUAACUAAAGGCUCCACAGGGCUGGGAUCUGCAGCGCUGGGCUCAGGGUUCAGUCUGCCUGAUAAGGACCUGUCCAAGGCUGACAGGCUGCUCCGGGCCGCUGAGGCCAGGCGCACUGCAGAGGUUGCCGAGUUCCUUGGUAACUCAAGGCUUCACAGCUACGGUAAAGGAGACGAGAAUUCUAUGGAGGAGCCCUAUGAGUUAAAACUCCUGAAACAGCAGAUAAAGCAGGAGUUCAGACGGGGUACAGAAGGUCUAGAGCACCUCUCUGGCUUAGCCAUGCCACAAUACAUCCCCACAGACCCUAGCUACAGGCAUUUUCCUAAGGCUGAUAAGUACAGCAUCAGCCGUCUCACUCUGGAGAAACAGGCUGCCAAGCAGCUUCCUGCUGCCGUACUCUAUCAGAAACAGAUCAAGAACCAGAAGAAGGCUGCCCUGAUGGACCCUAAGAUUACCAAGUUCUCUCCUAUCCAGGAGAGCAGAGACUUGGAGCCAGACUACAGCAGCUUCCUGGGCUCUGGACCCUCGUCAGCCACAAACCUGUCCAAUAGAGCCAGACAGCUCCAGGAUGAGAUCACCUUUGGCUUGAGGAAGAGCCUGUCUGAGCAGCAGAAGUACCUGGGAUCCUCCCUUGGAGCUAACCUAGCAGGUUCUUUAGGCCACAACCUUGGUCAGUCCCUUGGCCUAGGGGGACCAAUCUUGAGGUCAACCCUACAAGACGACGCCACCUACCCCAGUGGCACGCGCUCUCGUCCCUCCUCACGACCAAACUCACGCCCCACUUCUGUUUAUGGCCUUGAUCUGUCCAUCAAACGGGACCUGUCCAGUUCCUCUCUCAGGUUAAAGAGCGAUGGGGAGGCCCUGGAUGCAGCGUUCAGCUCUGGGGUGGCCAGGACCAAGCCUACCAGUCUGCCUAUCAGCCAGAGCCGUGGGAGAAUCCCCAUCGUGGCCCAAAACUCUGAGGAGGAGAGCCCUCUCAGCCCAGUGGGGGAGCCCAUGGGCAUGGCCAGAGCCUCAGCCGGCCCUCUCCCACCUAUCUCAGCCGACUCCAGAGACCAGUUUGGCUCCAGCCACUCCCUGCCGGAGGUUCAGCAGCACAUGAGGGAAGAGUCUAGGGCUACGCGUGGACACAGCGGGGUCUUUGACAGAGACAUAGCCUUCAUCAUGGACGACCUGGGGGGAGCCAUGUCUGACAGCGAAGCCCUAACUGACUCCAUGCUGACACUGAACAGAGAUGAUCCCAGAAUCUUUCAUGAGAGUAUCAGACACGCCGGAGGCCCCAACUGGAACAUAGAAGCAUACCACCUGAGGAGUGAGGACACCGACUGGUUUGACAAGCCUGCAGAGAGACAACAUGGGGAAACCCGACAACCUCAAGAUAGAAGACAGACAAAGCUGAUUCGCUAUACAUUCCCUCAUACCCGGAUCAAGCUACAGAGAGACCCCAAGGACACCAGUGUCUCGGGUAAUGGACUAGGGAUUCGUCUGGUGGGGGGGAAGGAGAUUCCCGGGAGUCGUGGGGAGAUCGGAGCCUACAUUGCCAAGGUUACGCCUGGAGGAGUGGCCGAACAGACAGCAAAAGUAGUGGAAGGAAUGCAGGUGCUGGAGUGGAAUGGAGUUCCCCUGAUGGGCAAGACCUAUGAGGAGGUGCAGUGCAUUAUUGGUCAGUCGUGUUCAGAAGCAGAGCUGUGUGUGAGACUUGAUUUGAACAUGCUGUCCGACCCUGAGCAUCCUCUGGCCCUGGAGAACCAUGCCCAGCUGAAGCCUGGUGAUAGGCAGCGUUCUCCAGGAGUGGACCCUAAGCAGCUAGCUGCAGAGCUGCAGAAGGUGUCUCAACAGCAGGCCCCUGGGAUGGGAGUUGGGGGACACGGAGGAGUAGGUGUCCUCUCUGCCCUGGAUCGUUCUGCUCUGUUACACUCAGGCAAUGCGUCGGCCAGCUCCAGUGCCGUCCCUAGCCCGGGCCAGCCUGCUUCUCCAGCCAUCAACAAGAAACAACGCCACAGUGCCAAGUCAGCAGCAGACGUGCAGGUUUUGAAGCCUCAUCCUAUAACUGGAGAAAUACAGCUCCAGAUCAACUAUGACAGGAACCUGGGGAACCUGAUAGUGCAUGUUCUUCAGGCCAGGAACCUGGCUCAGAGAGAGCCCAACGGAUACUCUGACCCUUUUGUCAAGGUGUAUCUUCUACCAGGGAGAGGACAAGUCAUGGUAGUCCAGAACGCAAGUGCUGAAAACAAGAGGAGGACCAAGUACGUCCAAAGGAGUGUGAAUCCAGAGUGGAACCAGACAGUCAUCUACAAGAACAUACACUUGGAGCAGCUGAAGAAAAAAACUCUGGAAGUGACAGUGUGGGAUUAUGACAGAUCUUCUUCCAACGACUUCCUAGGAGAAGUUUUGAUAGAUCUGUCUAACACAUCCCAGCUAGACAAUACUCCUCGCUGGCUGCCUCUGAAGGAGCAGAGUGAGAGCAUUGAGCACAGUAGAUCUCACCUCUCCACCCAGGGGCCUGGGGGACUAGGAGGCUCAGGUUCAGGGGCAGGACAGGGGCCCACAUCAGGGCCAGGAUCAGGACAGGGCAUGGGGCCAGGGAUGGGCCAAGGACAUGGACAAGGACCUGGACAGGGGCCCGGACAGAUGGAGGAGUGCCACGAGUCCCCCAAGAACUCUGUAAUAAAGAGCCAGAGCCACGGGAUCUUCCCUGACCCCGCUAAAGAUAUGCAGAUGGUGACUCUAGAGAAGUCCCACAGUAGCCCAGGCAGCUCAAAGUCCUCAUCAGACGGCCAACUUCGUUCCCACGGCCCAUCCCGCAGCCAGAGCAAGAGUAGUGUCACACAGACCCAUCUGGAGGAUGCUGGGAUAGCAAUAGCUGCCGCAGAGGCCGCCGUGCAACAGUCCCGCCUCCAACCAAGGCCUGGCCACAGGUUAGGGGAUUUGUCUGGGCAGGUGGUUUCCUCAGCCCCCAAUCUGGUGGAAGGAUAUGGUUGUCUGGAUGGAGAAGAAGGGGCCGGCACAGGGGUUGACAGUGCCAUCUUUCAGGUCCCACGCAUAGGGAAGGCCAUUCCCAACGGCACUGAUAAGUCUGGAGGACUGUCAAUCUCACUAUCAGACAAUGAAGGGGGUGGGGGAAAGACCCAGGUGAUGGGGGAGAUCAAGGUGGCCCUGAAGAAGGAGGUGAAACAAGAAGGAGAUCAGCUGGUCCUGGAGGUCCUACAGUGUAGAAACAUCACUUACAAAUUCAAGAGCCCAGAUCACCUACCAGAUCUCUAUGUGAAACUGUACGUGGUGAAUGUGGCGACUCAGAAGAGGAUCAUCAAGAAGAAGACAAGAGUCUGUCGUCACGAUAGAGAGCCCUCCUUCAACGAGACCUUCAGGUUCACCCUCAACCCUACGGGACACUCCCUGCAGCUGUUCCUGGUGUCUAACGGGGGUAAGUUCAUGAAGAAGACUCUGAUCGGAGAAGCCUACAUCUGGCUGGACAAGGUGGACAUGCGGAAGAGAGUGGUCAGCUGGCACAAGCUGCUGGUUAGCUCCACACACAACCUGUCCUAAGAGGUCAGCUUGAGAGGUCACAAGGGGUCAACCAGAGGUCAGUGAAGGUCAUACCUUGGUCAGUGGUCAGUGUUUGUCAGUGGACAAUAAGAAGAGGAAAAUGGUUGUGACCAGGGAUCCAAUAUUCUCCAUCAUGUGUGUCAUUCACCGUGGCAAGAACAGAAAGAAAAUGGAAAUAAGAGAGGAGGGAGGAGAAGAAGUGAGAAAAACAGAUCCUUCCAUUCCCCCUCCCACUGCCAUAUAUGGACUGCACUCUGAUUCGUGAUUGGACCAAAGACUGUCAGAGAUCGUAACUUGAUUGAAAGGAGAGUGACGGCACACACACUCUCAGAGAAACGACAACGGGCACACAUAUCAACAUCUCUUAGCUCUCUGCUGGACAUUUUGGAUGGAACACCUGACCCCAGUCAGUACCCUGAAGCAAUAUCAGAGAUAGGGACCAAGCUGGAACUGUUGCGUUUUGUCUUGUCUGGAUCUUCUUUAUGGUUUAUCAGGUCUUCAUCAUCAUUAUCAUCAACACCAUCAUCUUCAUUGUUGAUCUGUGAUUUAGCCAGUCAGUGAUGUAUGUUUGUUUGUUUCCUGGAUUGCUUGACAAACUAUGGAAUGUUUGAUUUAUGAUACUAUUCAUGGGAUGUACAAAAAUAAGGUUUAAUGUACAGUACAUUGCAGUUGUAUGGUUGACAUUAGGUAAUUGAACCGGAACUCUUCAAUCCACUAAGUGGCGGCAAUUCGCCAUUACUUGUUGUUGCCAGCUGGCAUACAACCUCAAACUAUACCUUUGUUGGACAAAUGUAAAUGUACAUUCAGAUGUAGAUAGAUAUUUGUGAGAAUAUGAAUCAUAUCAGAGAUAAAGUGUACAGAUAAAUGUUAUUUAUGAGUAUAGAGUUGAUAAUAAUAACAGAUACUACAGAUGAUUUGAGGUGUCUCAACUGUAGGCUAUAUUAUAAAGAUUUCACAUUUUCUGUACAGAAGAGAAUAUGGUAGGAGCACAGACAAUCCAAUCACUUUAGCUCUGGUGUUAUGCAGUGGAAGAAUAGGGAAGCUACAUUGAAAUUGUCAAUGUGCAACCUUUUGCACAAAUUAGAAAUUAAAAGGUUAUAGCCUGGAUAAGACCCCCCCCCCCCCUCUUUUGGGUGGUCAGUGGAGAACGCAUAAAAAUAGGAUUUCAGGUCUCUUCUCUUCAAACUCAAAUCUGUCUAAUAUGUUCAUUUGUUAGGGAGCUGGUAUUGCAUAGGCAAAUACAGAUGUCAUCGGAAUUGCUGAAAUAUUCCCAUCAACCAACCCUUUUGGUCAUUACUCACUGAGGAAGAUCACACUGUUUUACUGGGCUGCUCAGACAUUUGAUAGUUCUGUAUUUUGCUUAAACAAUAGUCUUGGUUUGUUUGAGAGAGAAGCUCUGGAUACCUCCCUAGUUUAUCGGACAUGCAUUCAGGCAGAUAGAUGUGACUAUCUUGUCUUCUUGUAGCCACCCCUGAGUCUACCACUGUCUUUAAUUUGGCUGAUGAUACCUGUUGUGUGUCAAAGCAACAGGUAGACCCAGACAGAGCCAUGUCAUUGAAAUAAGGCUUUGAUGCUUGUACUCUGGGUUUGUCUGACAUUCUGGGUCUGCUUCAGUAUUUUGUCCGUACGUGUUAGUGUGCGUGCGUGUCCGUGUCACUGUGUGUUUGUGUGUAUGUGUUUGUGAUGAUUUCGUACCAACGGAAGAUGUCUCCUAUCCAAUGUUGGUGUUUAAAAGAUGUUCAGACUGUAUACUUUUUUUUUAUUUGAAUUGUAUUUCUUUUACUAGGUGUUGUUUGGUUUCCAAAACACCCAACACAGCGUGCUAUACACAUAACAUUGAACACAGUACAUUGCUGCAUGCUGUGCAAUGUCAGUGCCUGUGGAGGCAAUGCCACAACACAGUGAACCAGCCUGUGUCACUGCCUCUGAACAAAGCACUAGCUAAGUCAUUUGUUAUGGUUCGCUGUAACACACGUGACCAGGACAUACCGAUUCAGCAUACUGGUGUUGGGGUUUUGGUACUGUCCGUCAUCAUCAAUAAGUUGUGUCAUAGUGAACAUCAGGUGACCCAACAGACCCACACCCUCAACUCUGCUGGCUGUGUUUGAAGGCAUAUCACUGAGGACCUAGGGACCUAUGUCCUAAUACAUGGAGCCAGACACUGAGUCAAGAUGUCACCAAAAGGUUCACAAAACAAUAAGAAGAGGGAUGAAAAGGGUUGGUUUUUAAGUCAAUCUAAUUGUUGUGCCAACCUUGUUUUGUAAGCAAACCCAUUGGUUCUGUUGAAGUAAUUCUAUGCAACAUAGACUUUGUGUUUGAAUGCAUUUUCUUAACAUUAAAUAUCAGUAAACGUUGUGUCUGAAAAUAGGUAUCUUGCUUUUAUUUUCAAUUUAUUUUGAUGUAUAUAUUAUUAGAGGAAAAUAGGAUUUUUUUAAGGAUUUAACUAACAGCUGUUAUUAUUUUCAUGAAGCUUGUGCACUUUAGUAUUACAUGGCUGAUUGAUUUCCUCGUCCUGUGUACCUUUGUCAUGACAUGCAAGUGUCUGUUCCAGUUUGUGUCUCUGUGUUGAGAUGAUAUUAUGUCUGUGCUGUAUGAAGGAGUUCAGACAACAGUUGUUUUGAUUUACAUGGCAAAAAAACACAUUAAAUGACAGACAAUUUCCAUCUUGUUUCAUAAUGGACAAAUUUGAGGAGCUAACAUCUAGCCACCAACACGUCCUGUAUGUAUGCUAUGAAACCAUAUUGAGGAAUGUGAGGAGAAUUCAAAUUCAACCCCUCCUUAGACUUCACUUAGCGAAAGAGUCAACGCCCAUUGUUCCUCAGUCAUUUGCUAGUUACCGUGAAAUCAGUCGUGUUCAUCUGUGAGGAGUGUGUGACUGUUGUAUACUCAUCUAAACUGUAAAUACAAAGUGUUUUUUAUUUUCUACAAAGACUGUUUUAUUGUCUGAGGUUUGAGCAUGUAAGUGUAAAAAAAAAAAAAAAAAAA
Molecule: messenger RNA, 27334 nt
Organism: Esox lucius (northern pike)
Lineage: Eukaryota; Metazoa; Chordata; Actinopteri; Esociformes; Esocidae
Gene: pclob
Product: piccolo presynaptic cytomatrix protein b
Exons: 38
Coding region: 404-24349 (7981 amino acids)
Biological process (GO): protein localization to synapse; presynaptic active zone assembly
Cellular component (GO): axon; cytoskeleton of presynaptic active zone; GABA-ergic synapse
Molecular function (GO): structural constituent of presynaptic active zone; protein binding; metal ion binding
Source: RefSeq, a predicted model, not a curated record